Messenger RNA from Histoplasma capsulatum G186AR, 960 nucleotides. RefSeq lists its product as uncharacterized. NCBI's taxonomy places the organism in Eukaryota, Fungi, Ascomycota, Eurotiomycetes, Onygenales, Ajellomycetaceae. The transcript is spliced from 6 exons. Bases 1 to 960 code for a protein of 319 amino acids. The record is from RefSeq and is a predicted model, not a curated record.
AUGACACCGCAGGGCCAAGCCAAGAACACUUUGGCUCGAGACUCCACAGUUGACCAGCCGAAAUCCCGAUUGAUGAUGGACUUUUUCAGGAACACUGGACCUACCCCGCCAGGAAAUCCGGAUCAUGUAAAGGGCGUGCCAACCAAAGGAGGAGAUGCUAGCAGCAUUGAGAAAGGGCGUGUGCCCAACCGCGCCGAUUUCGCAAUCGGGAUGUGGAAGGUUUCUCCAUUUAGCUUCCGACCUAUGCAGAUUUUGGGCUCCCCCGUGUCAUCCAGACGUUAUCGGAGGAUAUUCUCAAGCGGCGUUGCAGAUUGUGACCGUGAGGCCAGCGCUUCAGAAAAUAUUUUUGAUAUUGAGCUUCGCAGGCUUAUUACACCAGCCGUUGGGUUGAAGGAUGGCAUCGCCCCUGCCGAUGAAAUACAUGCAGAAGUCCGGAGCCAGCACUCUAAUGAUACAGCUGGCAGUCCCAUCGGGAACAGGAGCAAGAGGUCAAGGCUGCAAGAGUUCCAGAACUGCUCAUCAAUAAUACCACUUCGGCAGAUCUCUCUCAUCAACCCAGAGUCCCCAUCAGUGAUGGCGGGUCGGAGGGGGUGUCGGACUCAGGUGCGAAGCGACGGCGACCGGAGUGUGGAUGGGAUCCGCACAUAUUCCACUCGUGGAACGAGUUCCAGUCGUGCUACAUCUAUAUCUCCUGUAUCUGGCCACCACGACGCGAAGGCGGGGCGAGGCAGAUGCGGCCGAGGAGAUGAGGGACUCAAGACAUCGCAGGGGCAAGACACAAACAACUUCGCCAGACCCGCCAGCACAAGAACUGCGCAUGUUCCAGGCGCGGAAUUCCCCGUCACUCAGGACCAUGAUCUGCCAGAGAAGAACGAGAAGAGCAUACAGUGUGGAGAUGGGGCCCAAGCGUGUCCGAUUCAAGUGAACUGGAGCAGCUACGCUUUGCUUGGCGAAGUGUAA